This is a messenger RNA of Cyclopterus lumpus (lumpfish), 981 nucleotides long. It is a transcript of the gene meox2a, whose product is annotated as mesenchyme homeobox 2a. Gene Ontology annotation, molecular function: RNA polymerase II cis-regulatory region sequence-specific DNA binding; DNA-binding transcription factor activity, RNA polymerase II-specific. The record is from RefSeq and is a predicted model, not a curated record. Lineage: Eukaryota; Metazoa; Chordata; Actinopteri; Perciformes; Cyclopteridae. Gene Ontology annotation, cellular component: nucleus. Bases 1 to 981 code for a protein of 326 amino acids. Gene Ontology annotation, biological process: positive regulation of transcription by RNA polymerase II. The transcript has 3 exons.
AUGGAUCACACGCUGUUCGGGUGCCUGCGGAGCCCCCACGCCCCGGCGCAGGCCCUGCACCCCGCCUUCACCCAGUCCCCCCUGACCCUGCACGGACGCUCGGACCACGUCUCCUACCCGGACCUGGCGUCUUCCUCCUCCUCCUCCUCCACCUCCUCGCCGUCUCCCUGCAUCAUCUCCAGCUACCCGGUGGACGACGGCCUGUUCCCCGGGCAGCAGCACCACCACCACCACCACCACCACCACCCUCACCGCGGCCACCUGCCCUCGCAGCAGCAGCAGCAGCAGCAGCAGCAUCACCACCCGCCUCAGCACCACGCGUCAUGGCACAUCCCGCAGAUGCCGUCACCCGGCGCCGGGAACACGCGCCACAACCUCUGCCACCCGCACUCCCACUCGACCCACGACAGCGGGCCCGCCGCCCCGGACCUGGGCCACCCGGGGGGGCCCAGCAUGUGCGCCAGCACCCCGAGUCUGGGCAUCGGCAGCACCCCGACGGGGGCCUCCUGUGCGCCGGCGGACUUUGGCAGACAGACUCUGUCACCUGCCGAGGCCGAGAAGAGGAACGGCAAGAGGAAAAGUGACAGCUCAGAGUCCCAGGACGGGAAUUACAAGUCCGACCUGAGCAGCAAACCCAGGAAGGAGAGGACGGCCUUCACCAAGGAGCAGAUCCGAGAGCUGGAGGCCGAGUUCGCCCACCACAACUACCUAACCCGGCUAAGGCGCUACGAGAUCGCCGUCAACCUCGACCUCACCGAAAGACAAGUGAAGGUGUGGUUCCAGAACAGGAGGAUGAAGUGGAAGAGGGUGAAGGGCGGCCAGCAGGGGGCGGCGGCUCGAGAGAAAGAACUGGUGAAUGUGAAAAAGGGGACGUUGCUGCCCUCGGAGUUCUCCGGCAUCGCGGCGCUCCACCACUCGACGGACUCUUUGGCCAACGAGGACAGCGACAGCGACCAGAGCUCCGAGCACGCUCACUUAUGA